This is a messenger RNA of Microsporum canis CBS 113480, 1512 nucleotides long. RefSeq lists its product as hypothetical. The transcript is spliced from 3 exons. Bases 1 to 1512 code for a protein of 503 amino acids. NCBI's taxonomy places the organism in Eukaryota, Fungi, Ascomycota, Eurotiomycetes, Onygenales, Arthrodermataceae. The record is from RefSeq and is a predicted model, not a curated record. Gene Ontology annotation, molecular function: protein binding.
AUGCCGAAGCCAAAGACGCUCCUGAGGGAGGCAAAGACAAAGAAGAAACGAAAACAGGUGGUGCAGGGUGUCGACCUCGAAGAAGCUGGCGAGAAAUGGCGUGCAGGAGACUCAGUCAAGUCGAUGCGCUUCUUCAUGAGGGCCAUUGAGACGUACGAUACCGGUUUACAGCGGUACCCUGCUUCGUUCGACCUGGCCUAUAACAAAGCCCGAGUACAGUAUGAAAUAACACAACACCCCAAACUGGUCACCCAGCUACCCGGACCAAUCCUUGACAUCCUCCGAAUCGCACUUGCAUCUCAUCGAGAAGCUUUGAAAAAGGAUCAAGAUAACGCAGACAUAUUAUUCAACACAGCACAGGUAUUAACCAGUGUAGCGGAAGCCAUCACGGAAGGACGACGGGCAAGUGAAGCACAGACGGAAGAGGCAUUGAGAAAUCUGACCGAAGCUCUGGAGCUGUUUCAACGAUGUCUUGUUCUGCAGGAAUUAAAAUUCACGGAAUACGAAGAGCAGUUGCGGAUGAUGCGGGAUGGCGGGCCGGAACGCCAACUCCAGCAAGAGCAGGAGCAGCAGGAAAGUGGAUAUGAUCCGAGGACAGCAUCGGGGUCUGGCUCCGGUUCAACAGAGGCAGAGGAAUGGGCGGCUGUGAUUGAACCAGUAACCAAGAAUUCACUCAUCGAUACUGCCAUUGCGCAGCUGGAAGCGCUGGCCACACUCUGCGGGCUACUUACCUCGGACCCUGGGAGUAGUCUCGCCUGGGUAGAAGAGUAUUCGUCUGAACUUCUAAGGGAGAAGAUCGCCGCAUAUGUCCAGGGUACAGACAGGGCCAAUGAGGUUGCCAUAGUGCGGGCCAAGUUCCUCUCCAUCUUGCUAGAAGUCACGUAUCGAAGCUGCCGUAUCGACCUCGAUACGUACAAGAAUGAGCUCGACUCUGCAUUUAGUAACGGUGUUGACGUCUCGCAGGAUCCAGCUGGCCUUUCAAACCAGGCUGAAGCACUUAUGGGGUUCAAUUCGGCCAUUGCUGAUUCCCACCCUGCUCCCGGUGUGGAUGGGUUUGACAGGUCAUUAGAUCUGCGAUGGCAGGCCCUGGGAGUCGCCUUGAGCCGGCUAACUGCUGCGUCGAAACUGGCUGGGACAGAGAACCUAGCAAAGAUACAUAUCGCCCGAGGUGAUGUGGAAAUGUACCGAUGGAGGCUAGGACGGCCUCCCUUCCUUUUUACAGCGGCCAAGGAUAAUUCAGGAACACUUUUGAAAAAUGCUGAAACCUAUUAUCGCGGGGGCGCAGCGAUUGCCAGGCGAGACGGGUGGUCUGACGAGGAGCGCGAAGGCACAGUCAAGGAAGCCCUGGCUAAGGGACUGGCAGGCGACCUGAGCCAGAUGGGAGCUUUGGCGAUCAACUCCAAGGAAUAUAUGUUGCAUGUAGCUGAUGACAUGGCCGAGGAUGGCCAGAUAUCUCCUGAGGAUUUGCAUAAACUGUUGACACAGUUGGACCCAGAUGAAAUAAUCUUUUAA